AUGGACGCCCUCCUCAUCUCUCCUUCGCGGGAACCCCAAAAGCCAGUCACUGAUCCGGCGGCGAAUCAUCAGCCGGAGACCCUCCGCGACGAACUCAAAGAUGAUAUGAUGAAGAAGAAGAUAAAUUCAUCGACUUUAGAAAGGAGAAAGCUUAAGGCAAAGAAGAAAGAGAUGAUGAACAGCGAAGAAGCUUCAUCCUCAUGUUCUUCAUCCUCUACAACUAAACCUAAUUAUAGUCGAAGGGUUUCACGAGUGUAUCAAAUAUUUCGAAAACCUACUUUGCGGUUAGGUAUGCCUCGACGAAGCGUUGGGGAACGACAAGCCGAAGCCUUGGCCCUUCCUUUGGGAAUGUCACUUGCGGCUUUUACUAAUCUGGUUCUUAAGAAAAGUGCCGCCUCUGGUCAGAAUGUUUAUGUCAAUGAUCUUGCAGUAAUUUCUGCUUCCAUUGUCAAAGAAUCUUUAGCCAAUGUCUAUGGUUAUAAGCUUGGUUCCUUUGAGACCAACUUCAAGAGAUCAUUUAAGAGCACUCUCAAGAUCCUUAACUUGGACAAAGAAUACGCAUCUCCGCAUCAGCUAAACAAAAGUGACGUCGAGAGGUUUAGCUUAGAUCGUUCUUCUACGGAGGGAUGCUCAGACACGGAGGAAACUUCAUCUGUUACCUCUGAUUAUGAAGCAAUUCAAGGCGGUGCAAGAACAGGCUCUUCGAUGAACGAGAUCGUCCUGCACGAAGGGACUCGACAACUCUUUGCUGUCCCUAGAAGAAGCUCAGCAAUGUCAUCGACCCCAAUGGAACAGCUUUUAGCGAGAGCAAACGACCUAGAAACCAUAAAGAUUGGUCUUGAAAUGGAAAAACUAACGGUGUCAAAGAAGAAGCUAGCAGUGAGCUACGAAUCGAACAACCUGAAGAGAGCCGAGCUAGAGAUGGGUGCUUCGAAAGCAGCAUUCAGCGAGGACAAGUUCAAAACAGAGUUAGAAGAUACAAAGAAAGACGGUUUCGUCAGAGAGACCAUGGAGUGGCUCGUCGUAAGCGUCUUCAUCAUGCUAGGGUUUAUGCUAUACGGCGCUUCCGUCUUCUCACAGCAGAAAAUCAAGGAAGCUACCUCAAUAUGCCAGCCAUACGAGGAGGAAAGUUCUCAUUGGUUUGUUCCUACACAAGUCUCAUGGUUGAACACAGAGUUAACCAUCUUGUUUUGCCGGCUUGGAGUGUGGGCCAAGUAUUCCUCUGGUGUCUUCAUGAUCAUCAUCUUCACCUACUUCAUAAUCCAACCCUCAUCAUCAGGAACGAAGCAGACGACGGUUACUUUCAUCGUUCUUUUCCUCGGUUUUCUUUUCGGUUUAGCCGGUAAAUUUACGGUGGACACAUUGGGUGGAAACGGUAAACUCUGGCUAUAUCUUUGGGAAACGUUUUGCAUUUUGCAACUCGUUGCAGUUGUCUUCACGUUGGCUACGUAUCGUUUGAUCUAUGGUCCGAUCACUGUGGCUCAAGGAUCGAGGCGUUGUUACCCUAAGGUUCCGUAUUGGGCACGGCGCUCUUUCUUCUUUGGUAUGAUUCGGUUUGUGCUUCCUUCGAUUACCGGUCUUUUGGCAUUUGCGACAUUUGGUGAAUGGAGAGAUCAUCUUCUUGGUGGGCCGAGUUCUGAAGUUUGA
Thlaspi arvense is the source of this 1647-nucleotide messenger RNA. The record is from the annotation of a GenBank genome assembly. Lineage: Eukaryota; Viridiplantae; Streptophyta; Magnoliopsida; Brassicales; Brassicaceae.